Messenger RNA from Bradysia coprophila, 27166 nucleotides. It is a transcript of the gene shot, whose product is annotated as dystonin-like protein short stop. Gene Ontology annotation, biological process: cytoplasmic microtubule organization; wound healing; intermediate filament cytoskeleton organization. NCBI's taxonomy places the organism in Eukaryota, Metazoa, Arthropoda, Insecta, Diptera, Sciaridae. The record is from RefSeq and is a predicted model, not a curated record. Gene Ontology annotation, cellular component: hemidesmosome; cytoskeleton; intermediate filament. Gene Ontology annotation, molecular function: structural molecule activity; calcium ion binding; microtubule binding.
UCUGUUGAAGCCGGUCUAUUACGUUUCUAUACUGAAACAGAAUAUCGUCGUAGUAUAUAGCAGGGAAUUUGGAAAAGAAAAGAGUUGUGUAAUCACAAUAGUUCGAAGGGUUUAUGAAUGAAAGAGUGUAACUUUGUUGUGUCGUCAACAAUGUGCACAAAGGUUAAUUCGAUUCUUAUAAGAAAUUAACACAAAAAAUUUGUGAUAAAGUCGUCGGAUAUAGCGACAUUCAACGCAAAAUUUAACGAUGAAAAAUAUGGAUUUUGUGUUUUAUUUAAAAAUAUUUUUUUUUGUAUCGCAGAUCGCCUUGUGUUUACCAACACCACUGAACGGUUAAUAAGGUUUCAACGCAUAAUUAAAGUUUAAAUUAAGUGAUUGUGUGAAUAUUUAAAGCAAACGAUAAUUUAGUCGUAACGAGUUGUACAUUACAGCAGAUACAGACACUGGUGUUAAGUUUAAUUGAAAAUAGAAAAAAGAAGAAGAAAAACAGUGUCAAGUGAUUAGCAUUCGAAAAUUGCUUCUGAUAAACCAACAACCAUUAUCCGCAGUGCAGAUUAUAUAUUGUGUUACUCUUGCACACAGUGCUGUCGUUCGUUGGCCUCUCUUGUCGUUCAUACCAAUUGUGCAGUGCACUGAGACACAAUCACAAAAAAUGCAAAUGUGUUCAAUUCGUAAUGAGCUAUUUAUUGCACGAAUAUCGCGCUGAUAAGACUUUUGGCUUUAUUGCAAAAGAUAACGUGGGGCGUACAGUGCGGGACUCGAAACAUUAUGCAAUCGUGGUAGGAAACAAAAAAGUUUUCGUUUAAAAUGAAACUUUUCCGCAUUUGUGAUAUUUUGAUGUUAAAUUGUACAUAAUUUUCAACCCGAGCGGUGCAAUAUGAUGGAUCGUGAAAGCUUAGCGGAAUGGGCAAAGGAUAAGCCGUUGAGCAUUCUUCAAUUGGAUCCAGCUGACCGGGCUGUUUUACGGAUUGCAGAUGAACGAGACGCCAUUCAAAAGAAAACAUUUACAAAAUGGGUCAACAAACAUCUGAAAAAGCAUUGGAAAUAUGUGAAGACAUACACACAUCUACAUGUAUGUGUUUUCAUCAAUGGAAGUUCUUGUUGUCCCCCAGCAGCAUCCCGUCGUGUAGAUGAUUUAUUUGAGGAUUUACGAGAUGGCCAUAAUCUUUUAUCUCUGUUGGAAGUACUUUCUGGCGAACCACUUCCAAGAGAGAAAGGAAAAAUGCGAUUUCAUAUGCUUCAAAAUGCUCAAAUGGCUUUGGACUUUCUGCGAUAUAAAAAAAUUAAAUUAGUUAAUAUCCGUGCUGAGGACAUUGUUGAUGGAAAUCCGAAACUUACGCUAGGUUUGAUAUGGACGAUUAUAUUACACUUCCAGAUAUCCGAUAUUGUUGUUGGUCAAGAAGACAAUGUAACAGCCCGCGAAGCCUUAUUACGAUGGGCACGUCGUUCAACCGCCCGUUAUCCGAACGUGCAUGUGAACGAUUUUACUGGCUCUUGGCGCGACGGUUUGGCAUUCUCUGCACUUAUCCAUCGCAAUCGACCCGAUUUACUUGACUGGCGAAAAGCACGAUCGGCUCGACCACGAGAACGUCUUGAAACUGCAUUCCAUGUCGUUGAGAAGGAGUACGGUGUUACGCGGCUGUUAGAUCCAGAAGAUGUUGAUACGAACGAACCGGAUGAGAAAUCUCUUAUCACCUACAUCAGUUCCCUGUACGAUGUCUUCCCCGAACCACCAUCAUUCCAUCCAUUAUACGAUAUGGAUUCGCAACGUCGCGUACACGAAUACAAAGAAUUGGCUCAACACUUGUUGUAUUGGUGUCGCGAGAAAACUGCUCUACUGCAGGAACGAAAUUUCCCUCCCACAUUAAUCGAAAUGAAACGACUUCUCAGCGAUUUACAUCGCUUCCGAAACGAAGAAGUGCCGCCGCGUCAACGCGACAAACAGAAGGUGUUCCAAAUCUACAAAGAAUUGGAAAAGUAUUUCGAAUCCAUCGGUGAAGUGGAAGUGGACUCCGAACUUCGGCCCGAUUCGAUUGAAAAAGCUUGGCAUCGCUUGCAAUCGGCGAUGGCUGACCGUGAUCAAAUUUUGCAACAGGAAGUUCAGCGCUUGGAGCGUUUGCAACGCAUCGCUGAUAAGGUGCAACGUGAAAUUAAACACACCGAUUCACGUCUGACCGAUUUGGAGCAACGAAUCUCAGAGGAAGCUCGUCGCAUCGAACGCCUCCAUCCAAUCGAUGCGAAGAAUAUUGUUGAAGCGCUUGAAACGGAAAUUCGUCACUUGGAACAACCGAUUCAGGAGAUGAACGAAGAUUGUUUGGUGUUGAAAGAUGGUCAUUAUCCGCAAGCUGGUGAUCUCCAGAAGAAAGUCACAAAACUCCAUCAACGAUGGUCUCAACUUCGUGCCACAUUCCACACAAGCCUUGUUCAGAAACUAUCAGGCUUACGUUAUCCCGUCCAAGAAACAGUCGUUACCAAACAGACACGUACCGUCAUCGAGGCACGCACUGUCGAUACCAAUCCUUACUUCAAGGAUCUGCAGGAGUACACCGAAUGGUGUCAGAAUAAAUUGAAACAAAUCCUGGCAGCUGAUUAUGGCUCCGAUGUGCCAUCGGUGAAAGCAGAGCUUGAACGACACCAGCAAGAACAUCGCGUCAUCGAUAAAUUCCAUUCGAAGGUUUUGCAUUGCGAAAGACAACAGACAAACUUCAGCGGAGACGAGUUGAAUUUGUACCAGCAGCGACUCAGCCAAUUGCAAAAGGUCUACGCAGAGUUGUUGAGCACAUCAACGAAACGUUUAUCCGAUUUGGAUGCUCUGCAAAACUUUUUGGCUGCAGCCAAUGCUGAAUUGCAAUGGUUGAACGAUCGAGAACAAGUGGAAGUGGGACGCGAUUGGGCAGCUAAGGAAUUGGAUUUGCCGGGAAUUCAUCGUUAUUACGAGAAUCUAAUGUCCGAAUUGGAGAAACGAGAGAUGCACUUUGCAUCGAUUUUGGACCGCGGUGAAGCAUUAUUGUUGCAACAACAUCCAGCUGCGAAAUGCAUCGAAGCCCAUCUACAAGCGCUGCAGUCUCAAUGGUCGUAUCUAUUGCAAUUGACAUUGUGCCUAGAAGUUCAUUUGAAACAUGCUACCGAGUAUCAUACGUUCUUUGCCGAAAUCAAGGAUGCUGAAUUGUGGUUGGCUAAACGCGACGAAAUUCUCAAUUCAAAGUACUCACAAGCCGAUUUCGGUCUGGAUCAGGGUGAAAAUUUGCUACGCGGUAUGCAAGAUCUGCGCGAAGAAUUGAAUGUGUUCGGCGAAACCGUUCAAGUGCUUCAACAACGUGCCCAAACAAUUGUGCCAUUAAAACAACGAAAGCAACCGGUCAAUCGUCCGAUACCAGUUCAAGCAAUUUGUGCCUACAAACAGGGUAAUGUUUCCCUCGAAAAGGGUGAAACGUGCACCCUCGUCGAUACAUCCGGACGCGUCAAAUGGAAGGUGCGCUCAUCGAAAGGCGUCGAAGGUCCCGUUCCCGGUGCCUGUUUACUCAUUCCGCCACCCGAUCCCGAAGCCAUCGAAGCCGCUGACCGAUUGAAACGAUUCUUUGACCGAUCGGUUGCGCUGUGGCAAAAGAAGCAGUUGCGAUUGCGACAGAACAUGAUAUUUGCUACCAUUAAAGUGGUUAAAGGCUGGGACUUUGACCAGUUCUUGGCAAUGGGAGCGGAACAGAGAACUGCCAUUAGACGAGCGUUGAAUGACGAUGCUGAUAAAUUGCUAUCGGAAGGUGAUCCAGCCGAUCCACAAUUGAGAAGAUUGCGCAGAGAAAUGGAUGAAGUUAAUCGAUUGUUUGAUGAUUUCGAAAAACGGGCUCGAGCUGAAGAGGAAAGCAAACAAGCCACUCGAAUCUUCACCGAGGAAUGCAUUUCCUUCAAGAACAAACUGGAGGAUAUGGCCCGUGAACUGGAUCACAUCAUCCUGUCACCAUUACCGCGCGAUCUUGACUCCCUAGAGCAUGCCGUGCAAAUACACGAAGACUAUCGUCGACGAUUGCAUCUACUCGAACCGGAUCUAAAACAUCUGCAAGAAACAUUCCGCACCAUUGCUCUGAAGACGCCUCAGUUGAAGAAGAGCCUGGACAGUCUGGUCGAUUUGUGGAAGGAAUUGAAUACGCAAAGCGAUUUGCACGGCGACAGAUUGAAAUUGUUGGAAGGAGCACUGGCCGGUUUGGAAGACAAUGAACAGGUCAUUUCGGAAUUGGAAGGUGCUUUGGCCAAACAGUAUGAAAUGCCAUCGACAUUGGACGGUCUCCAAAUCGUGUUCAAACAAUUGUCAGCCCUGCAAGACAUUAUCACCCAACAACAGCCACAGAUCGAUAAAAUGAACGAUUCUGCCGAUCAAUUGGGUCGUAUGGGUGUGCCGACGAAAGUGUUGAGCGAUUUGAAACGGCUCCAUGCGAACGUCGAACGUUUGAACGUGCGCUGGAACAAUGUCUGUGGACAAUUGGCCGACAGAUUACGCAGUUGCGAAAAUGCCAUCGGUGUGAUGACAAAACUUCAAACUAGUCUGGUUGCCGAAGAGACCUGGGUUGACGGUGCUGCCGAGAAAUUGGCUUCGCUGCCGACGGCCACAUCUGCCUAUGAAUUGGAUAAAUUACUUGGUGCUGCUGUUGAACGUACACCAAAAAUUGAACAGGUCAAUUUGAAUGGCGGACGACUCAUACGAGAAGCUAAGAUUUAUGAUGGAAAGUGUCUGCAUUAUGUCGAUUGGUUGGUCGAAACUCGGCCAAGUUUUUCGCCACCACGACGAGAUAUGCGGUUACCGGAUGCUGACCCGGGCGCCACGGAAGUGUACACUCAACGUUUGGACGAAUUGAAUAGAAAAUUCGAAAAGCUGCUGGAAUCGUUGUCACAGCGAUUGAAGACAGCGGUAGAAGUUAGCGGUGUUGAUGGAUUGCGUUACGCCGAGAGUCGUAGUGAACCUCUGCGUACGUAUCGUGUUGAAUUCAAUUUGGGGGGACCGCAAGGUGAUGCUCCAAUUGAAGAUCGGUACACAUCCAGUUACAGUACAACAAACAUUAGCACGUCCAAACUAAACACUUCGAAAACCAUAGUCCGUGACACAACCGACUAUGCAUCUAAUUUCGAGUCACCAUCGAAAAACAACCGCAGCCACGAACAAUCUCCAGUCGCUGGCGAUUCGGUGCACUUCUCCGAAAUCCGUAGUCACAAGCGAAUCGUUCAGUCUCACGAAAGUGUGGGCACGGAUAAUAAAAUUCUCGAUACCACUGGCAUCAUUGAUCCGAAAUCAGGCCGUAACCUGACUGUAGGUGAAGCCAUACAGAUGAGAAUAUUAGAUGUUCGCACCGGCGAAAUCCUAAUAACGGAACGCGGAAAACGUAUUAGCAUUGAGGAAGCUGUGCGUCAGAAAUUGAUCGAUCCAUCGUUGGCGUCAAGCCUCUUACAACCAGGAGCAGCAGUUGAUCAACACGGACAUCCAAUAAGUCUGUUGCAAGUGAUUCAGAAGGAGAUAUUGGAUGCAGAGAAUGGAUACGAUUCGACCGCGAAACGGAUAAAGGUAACAACAUACAGCAGUGAAGAAGGACCAACAAUAAGCAUUGCCGAUGCCAUUAGUAAAGGAGUCGUUGAUUCGAAAACGGGUCUAUAUCGUACCAAAACCGGUGCAUUGAUUUCAAUCACUGAAGCGUACAAUCGUGGUUAUUUGUCGCGAAAGCAACAGGUCACACUUCGACCCAAUAUAUUGUGUUUGUCCGAUGCCAUUGCGCAUGGAUUAGUGGAUACGAGUGGUUGGGUAAUUGAUCGGAAUACUGGCGAAACAUUCCGGUUAGAUAAGGCUAUUGAUAAUGGUUUGAUUGAUGCUACGACUCGCGAAAUUGUUGAUGCUAAAAAUGAUGUUAAGGUGACGUUAGAGCAAGCUCUUAAGUCUGGCAUUUUGAAUGCGAAAACGGGUCGCUACGUGCAAGACGUGUCGAAAGAAAAGUUAACAUUUAUCGAGGCGAAAAAUCGCCAAUUAAUUUGCAAACCUUUUACACUAAAAGACGUCUGUGAUUUGAAUGCACUUGAUAAGAAUGGGUUGAUUCAGUCGCCUACAAGAAAGCAGAAAUUGUCUAUUAUCGAAGCAAUGAAUGUGGGUGUCUUAGAUAGUGAUAACUACGAAGCAGUUACGGUUACUAAAGGGGAAUUAGUUACUUUGUCCGAAGCUCUUGCGAGAGGGGUUGUACUACCGGAAAGUAAAUAUGUUGAUAACUCCACUAAAGAAGUCAUGUCAAUACCUGACGCAGUGGGAAGAGGACUCAUAUCUUCUGUGUCGGUAAAGUCAAUUUUCCACAUUGAAGGCUUUAGAGACCCCUAUUCGGGUGACAACAUACCUCUAAACGAAGCUCUUGCUAAGAACGUGUUGCGUCGUCAAGGCGACUGCUUUACAUUAGAUUCGGGUAAGGGAAAUCUUGUAAGUCUCGCGACUAGUGUUGAAGAUGGUCAUAUUAGGCCAGAAAUUUACGAAAUGCUUAAUCGAAAAAUUGGUAUAGCUCACCCUGUGAACGGAUCGGAAUUGUCGGUUUUGGAUAUUGUUUUUCAUGACUUCAUUGACCCAAAAACCGGCUUCUUGAAGGAUCCCGUUAGUAAAUCAAUUCUUCCGUUGAACAAUGCCAUCGAAAAUGAGUUCAUAACACCGGAGGGCGCUCUGUUGCUAAACAGUUUGCUUAACAUUAAACUGACUACGGAAACAGUCAUCAAAUCGGUGAACCGGUACGUGACAAUUACAGACACGGAACAGCCAGAGAAUGCUAACGUUAUUCUAACAUUCACUGAAGCGGUUCGAAAAGGUUUGGUAGACGAGGCUCGUCAAAUGUUCAAAGAUCCUAAUUCUGGAAACGUGUACUCCGUUCAACAAGCCUUAAAUUACGGACUACUGACGCCAGACCCUGACAGCUCACCCCUUUCACCAACAUCUACUAUCAAAAUUGUUCAUAAAACUAUUGUUCCCGACCAGUCAGUCGCUUCUACCUCGUCAAAUGCUCCAAAUCCCGUUGAAUACACCACAAUCCGCUCAAAAACAAUUUAUGAAACUCCGCAGUUAGAGACUGCAAAGACUACAUCGUUCACUACAAAUAACAUCCAUACAACGUCCACCACCACCUCAAAUGUUUCCAAAUCUGUAACCGAGUUCAUUAACAUUGAACGUGGAAGUGCAGUUAAGGAGCGUCAAGUCUUAGAACUACCUCCAGAGGGAUGGUUCCUGUCGCAGGCCAUUGAACAAAAACUAUUCGACACAAAUACCGGUCUUUUCUUGAUUCCCGGCACAGAUCGAUUGGUUAGCUUCGAAGAGUGCAUAAAAUUGCAGAUAAUCAAUCCGAAAUCUGUCUCCGUGAUCGAUCCGUCAAACGAUCGUAAGAUUACGGUACUACGAAGUCUGGAAAAACGAAUUCUCGAUGCCACUGGCAAUUACAGAUCGAAAAACAAUUUAAUUGGCAUGACAGAUGCCAUCAAAAUGGGUAAAAUUAUAUUGGAAAUACCAGAAGUCAUUGACGAGACAAACCAGAGACUCAUUCAAAUUAUUAAAGAAACUGGAAAACCAAUUAAGGUGGAAGUGUCCAAUAAACUUGAUUCGAAUCCGCCUACGUUCACUUCGGUUAAAGUUGCAUCUGUCGAUCUUCCGAGUCCGGAGCCAGUUCAAAUAGCACCCGGAAUCAUUUAUGAUCCAUCUACUGCCUUAGUCAUUUUCACUGACACUGGACGCUCGGAAUCCAUAAUCACGGCUGUGAAUGAGGGAAAAGUUGAUGAAAAUUUAGUUCGUAUUAAUGAUCCGUCUACAGGAAAGAGUAUUACAAUUGGUGAAGCUAUAAGGUCCUCCAUUGUGAAUCCGAACACUGGCGAAGUAACGGAUGGCAAUGGAAAGAAAAUUAACUUAAUCGAAGCGGUCAAGUAUGGAUUACUUGCCGUUGCUGGAACACCUUUGGUGGCAGCUGCUGGUGCUAUUAAUACAUUAAAAUUGAUAAUUGACCCUAAAACAGGUGAACAUAUUCCAAUCGAACUUGCGUACGAAAGAGGCAUUGUUCCCCAUGAAACAUCUUUCCCUACGGAAGAAAAGCAGUCUCCGACAAAGAAUAUAAUUUUCCGUAGUCCCGAAACAGGCAAAGAUAUUUCUCUAGACGAAGCUAUCGCGUCAGGUCUUGUUAAUCCGGCCGACGUAGAUAAGCUGUUGAGUUCACAAAGUUCAUCCAUAAUUACUUCUUCUAUGCAAUCAUUCAGCACCAGAACACGUUCUACUUCAGUUGUGGUGAAAGACCCACAAACUGGGGAGAAAGUUUCGCUCGAUGAAGCUGUGGCAAAGGGCCUAAUAACUCCAGAAGAAGCUCAGAAGUUAAUCAAAUCUACAACACCCGUUCAAACUACAAUCGUUAUCAAUGAUCCCAAAACAGGCAAAAGUUUGUCACUUGAAGAGGCAGUUGCUGAGGGUUUACUUACUCCUGAAGAUGCUCUAUCCCUUCAACAGUCUGAUACACCCAUCACUUCUACCAUAGUUAUUCAAGACCCAUCAACUGGGAAUACAAUUUCACUAAAAGAUGCGAUGGACAAAGGACUGAUUGAUCAAUCCGAUGUCGAUAGAAUUUUAAGAUCGAACGAGCUUCCCACUCAAAUGGAAGUUGAUUCCACUACACUUCGUUCACAAGUCCCGGAGGUGUUCAACAAAAACGAUACAGAGAAGACAGCUAAAGUAUUGACUUUAGAGAGCAUUAGUCUCGAAGAUGGAACACUUCCAGCACCUGGCGAAUUGACACGUUCUCGUGUAACCACGGAGCCUAAAUUCCAAGUCUCUAUUGGUCGAGCCCGAUCACUUUCUCAAAGUCCAGAUAAAGAAGGACGACCAGUGGUUUUACAAAAAAUGCGAAAGCGAAUUGUAAAACCAGCUGAUGCUCUUGAAAGCGGAAUUAUUGAUGAACAAACUGCUACGGUAUUAGACAAGCGUGAGACAUUUACCGAUCCUAAUGGCGAAGCAAUAACAUUAGCGGAAGCAAUUGCUCAGAAGAAGAUUGAUGGAGAAUCGGGCAGAAUUGUCGAUCCUCAACGGGGAGAUAUUUUGAACAUAAAUCAGGCCAUAGACAGAGGUAUUCUGGAUCCAGAGGGUACGAAUCACAUUUUAGUUCCUUUGAACAAAAGUCUUUCGGUUCCUCAACUUCAGAGUCAAGGUUUAAUCGAUCCGAACAAUCAAAUGAUUAUUCAUCCAGAAACCGGAAGUGCUUUGUCUUUGAAAGAAGCCAUAGUCUGUGAAAUCGUUGAUAAAUAUUCAAAAAUGAAAGAACCAACUGGUGCUGUUGUAACUCUGGAGAAAGCCAUCGAAAAAGGCUGUGUUGAUGAUGAAAAUUCGACUGUGCUAACUCGCGCAGGUACCGUCGAUCUACUUAAUGCAGUUAAGCAAAAUGUCUUUGAUCCUCAAGAGAAUGUUUCAUCUUCUAGCAGUAUUCCCAUAUUAGGCAUGACCUUGCCAGUUGCUGUCAAGCGCGGUCUAGUAGACGAAACGACUUAUGAUAUUUCUCAUCCGAUUACGCAUCAGAAACAGUCAAUUCCUGAUGCAAUUGAUUCACAUUUCAUUAUGCCAGUGCCUUAUGCUCCGAAUGCCGACGGAAUUUCCAUCGAAGAUGCCUUAUCGGCUCGCUUAAUUGACACCAAAUGCAGUACGUUUAAGACUCCAAAAACUGGCGAGAUAAUUCCAUUAACUGAAGCGAUUGAAACAGGCUUAUUGAUUAUAAAGCCUUUGCCAGAGUUGAUGGCACUAUAUUCGUCAGGUCCAGUAACUUCAGUUACUGAAACUAAGACCUCGGUUCAUACCAUUACCACCAAAACAGUCGAACUAUUGAGUGGCUACCAACUAGUAUCAGCCAACGAAGUUCGUAAUAUUCAGACAGGCGAAUCGUACACUUUAGAAGAAGCAAAAGGAUUCGGCAUAGUCAGGGAUGAAUGUCACACUCGAGAGCAAUUUGCUACUAGGGAAAUUAAAGUUAAUUUCUCAGAUGCCAUACGUCGUGGCCUGGUGAAUAUAAGAGCAGGAACAUUUACUGACCCUAAAUCCGGUGCAGUCAUGCCCAUUCAGCAAGCGGUAGAUGAUGGCUUCUUAGAAGCAGGUACUGAGGGUAUUGCCGAUGAUGUUGAAGACUUUGAUGAUAGCACUCAGAAGGUCACUCAUACGGUAAACCAAACAAGUGACGUUUACACUACUUCAGUCAAACACUCCGGUUCAGACUUUGUUGAUCCUAGGACAAGAGACGAAAAUAAUAAAGAUGAGGGCAAAAAUUCGACGCUGAGCAGCGUCAAAGAUGCUGCAAAGAUGGGUCUGUUAGCCGUCGUUGGAGCGCCAAUUUUAGCAGGAAUGGCUAUUACGGAUGCGGUAAGAAAAGCCACUUCUAAAUCCGAAACCGAAUCUGUUACUACAGUAACUAGUGAUCCCAAGAAAGUUAUCUCUAAAAUCGAAACCGAGUCUGUUACGGCCGAAAGUGAGCCGAAAAAAGCUACCUCUAAAACUGACAUCGAAUCUGUUACUACAGUAACUAGUGAGCCGAAAAAGGUUACGUCUAUAAUCGAAACCGUAUCUGUUACGACAGUAACUAGUGAGCCGAAAACACUCGAGCAUCAUAUAACUACCUCACAAUCUGAAACUGUACAACAAACCAAGGAGGUUUCAGAGAAAAUCACUGCCGAUGUUUCUGAUGGUUUUGUCGACAAACAAGCAGAAGAUAGACUUCAACUGCCGUUAGCUAAUGCAAUUUCUCUAUCCAAAAUCGAUCCUGAUUCGUGUGAAAUAAUUGUCAAUGGAAGCCCAUUAAAAUCGACAGUUCAAAAAGCUCUCGAUUCAGACCAGAUCAAUCUUACCGACAUUGUGGAAGUUAUUUCGAGAAAUCAAGUUGUUCUCAUCGAAACCAUUCAACCCGAAACGCUAUUGACAAUCGAACAAAUCGCAGAUAUUGGCGCCUAUGAUAUUGACGCCGACUGUUUCGUUGAUCCACAAACCGGUGAUCGAAUAUCUUUUGUUUCAUUCAUUUACGACCUGGGAAUAUUUGAUCCGGAUCGAAUUUUCGUCAAAGACCAAAGACACGAAAGAUUCGAACCUUUGGCAACUGCUUUGGAGAAACCAUUGAUUGACAGACAUACCGGUCAUAUGGUUGAUAGUAAGACAGGGAAGCGAGUACCAUUCUUUGAAUGCAUUAAGAAAGGAUGGAUCAUACAAAAAUCGCCCGAAGAUCUUGAAGCUGCAGAUCUUUCGAAUGUUGCAUUUGACCCAAUUACGGGUGUUCUCAGUUUGAAUGAUGGCGAACAAGUCCCGAUUGAGGAAGCCAUUGAUUCUGGUUUGGUCAAUAUUGACACAGUCUCCAUUAGAGAUCCGGUAACUUCGGAAAUAAUUCCAUUAGCCGUAGCCAUCCAAAAGGGAAUAGUCGAUCUUAAACGGGGCAUUAUCAUCAAUACGAUAACUCAUGAAGAAAUCGCUUUGGCAACGGCGUAUACACAAAAAUUACUUAUUUCCGGCUCUAGACAACCCGUUUCCCUGGAAGCUGUUGUCAAUCAAGGACUUUACGAUCCGACAACCGGCAAAAUUACCGACGUUGUUGACAAUGAUGCCGUUAACAUUCAGGAUUCAAUCCACAAAGGCAUAGUUGAUCCCAGCAUAUCUUUGAUCAGGAAUACUAAAUCAACGAAAUUGGCCACAUUAGCCGAAGCUCUGGAUGAAAAUUUAGUAGACAGUGAAAGCGGAACGGUUGAAGAUACGAAAAAUAAGAAGUUCGUCACAUUAGACGAAGCUCUUAAGCAAAAUAUGAUCUCAACGAAGGAGGUAACUUGGGAUUUCUUAGAGGUGUUACAGAAAGGGUAUUAUAAUUCUGAAACGGGAAAAAUACUAAACCCUAUGACAGGGGAACGAGAUACGCUUCAGAAGUCCAUUGAGGUGGGCUUCGUAGAUAUAGCUUCAACUCUAGUUAAAGACGAUCAGAAUGAUGCAGUUGUAAGCUGCGCUGAUGCUAUCGAAGACGGUCUGAUCGAUGUUAAUAAGGGAGUUCUUACGCAGCCAGAGAUGAAACUAGACUCUGCCUUAGAGAAGGGCUAUUUGUUAAGUUCUAAGAAACCACUUUCACUUAUCGAUAUCAUUGUACGGAACAUGUACGACCCGUUAACAGGCUUAAUAACAAUCGACGGCGUAUCUAUGACUUUAGAAGAAGCUGUCGAUAAAGGUUUCAUCAAAGUGAACGAGCUAAUUGUUCGUGAUCCGAAAACCGGAAACAUUUAUCCUCUUCAAGAGGCUAUUCAGUUGGGUAUUAUUCAACCAGCUACUGGCCUGUACGUUGAUCUUCACUCAGGUCUUCAACUAAACCUUGUCGAUGCCUUAGAACGCGGGCUAUUACUCCAAACGAAACGCAAAUGCAGUCUUCCCGAUGCUGUAUUCAAAGGACUUUAUGAUCCAAAAUCGGGCACAUUCAGUAGCACGUUGACGUCGGAAAAAUUAUCCACCGACCGAGCGAUAAAACGCGGUAUCAUUGACCCUCAGUCGACUAUUGUCAAUGUUAAUGGUAGAGUGCUACCGUUUGAACUGGCUGUAGAAAAUGGAUUAGUUAAUGCUCGCCGGGGUACUGUAGUUGAUGAUCAAGGCAACAAAAUUGACUAUCGUGAAGCCUUCGAUCGCGGAAUUUUGGUGGAAGUUAAGCAUCCGAUAAGUUUGUCUGAGGCAUUGUUGAAAGGUCUUUAUGAUGAAACGUCUGGGUUGAUUAUGGAUCCUCAAACUGGCAAACAAUUAACUUUGGCGCAAGCGCUUGUUAAGAAAAUGAUUGACCCUAAUUCCGUUCAAAUGAAAGACCAAAGCACCGGUUUAUACAAACCCAUUUCGCUUUUCGAUGCCACAGAGAGUGGCAUCAUCAAUGGACAAAACUCUCAAGUGUUGUUCAACGAUGGUAGAAUUAGCUUGAAGGAAGCUUUCGAUACCGGACUUUUAUGUGACACAAAAGCUCCAAUUAGUGUUCAACGUGCCAUUCAUCAAGGUCUUUAUGACGAGAAAACGGGUAAAAUUCAUGAUCCACAUUCGGGACGUAAAAUAACAUUAUUCGAAGCGACCCGGAAGUUUGUCAUCAAUCCUCAGCUUCCAUGUUACUUUGACGAGAACAAUGAACGUUUGUUAAGCUUAGCUGACACUUGUCGGGAACAGUUGAUUGAUCGUCGCGAAGGGGUGUUCAAAGAACCAGGAAGUGAUGUUUUCGUGCCCCUUAAUCAGGCAAUGGCUUUGGGACUUAUCGUUGAUAUCGAAAGCGGAGGUUUUGGGUUGUAUGAAACAUUAGCGAUGGGACUUUACGAUAACGAAACCAAAUGUAUUAUUCAUCCGGUAAAUAAUGGCCGGUUCACUUUGAAGCAGGCAUGCAGUAUAGAUGUUGUGAAUACCAUAUCUUCUCUAGUAAAAACAUCUGACGGCAAAUAUGUUCGAUUAGAUAAAGCCGUCGAACUGGGCUGCAUCAAUGACGAGGAGGGAGUGUAUGUACUUCCGAAAUAUUCCAUUGAUUUGCAGGAAGCCCGACAUCGCGGCCUCAUUGUUACGAAUCAAAAACUUUUGUCGGUCGAAAAAUCCAUCAGAAAUCAGUUGUAUCGAUCAGACAAUGGUAAAUUUGUCGAUCCUUCUACCAACGUAUUCUAUGAUAUUCAGGGGGCAAUCGACUGCGGUCUGAUUGACAGUGACACAACUGCAUUCAAAAAUCUGCUGACCGGACAACAGAAAUCCAUUAGUCAAGCUAUUAAAGACGGAGACAUUGAUGUGUCGCGAGGCAGAGUUCUCGAUCCCAAAACUAAACGUUCGUACAAUUUCGAUGUGGCCUUAUCCAACGGCCUUUUAGUGACGGUGGAUAAGCCCAUAACUGGUAGAAAUUUGAUCCGAAAAGAUAGUAUUGACUCAUUCGCUCAAGCCGGUGCUAACCGACAGCCCCGUGAAAUGAGCCUGGACGAAGCUAUUCGUUAUGAAAUUAUCAAUCCAGAAACUGCUGUAGUUAAAGACCCAGCCACAAGUAAAUUCAAAACCUUAGCUCUUUUAAUGACCGAAAAAACCGUUGACUUAGAGCAACGUGCUGUAAUCGAUCCGAAUGCAUUGUUUUUCACAUUCGACCCGACCUUUAUUGUUUACGCACACAAACCAUUAUCGUUUGACGAAGCCGUGGAAUCAAAAGCACUCGAUUUAUCUACCGGCAAAUUUACGGAUACGCUGGACAAUGUCGUCCAUUCGUUGAAGGACGCAAUAAAUAUCGGACGCAUCGAUCCUGAAUCAGCUUUGAUCAAGGAUGGAGCCAAGAAGAAACUGGUUCGUCUACCAGAAGGCUACCGAAAAGGAUUAAUUGAUGCCGAGAAAAGCAACGUUUUGGAUACGAACACAUCCAAAAUGGUUACCUUGGACACUGCGGUAGAAACUGGUUUAAUCAUCACACCGAAGAGAGCCUUCUCGCUGCUGGAAACUCUAAGCUACAGUUUAUACAAUCCAACGACUGGAGGAUUCUCGGAUCCGUUUAUAACUACCAGCGUCAUCGAACGACGUCGUUUAACGCUAAGUGAUUCGAUCGCGUCUGGAUUGAUUGAUCCAACGUCAACAGUUGUUAAGGACACAGAGAAUAGUACUAUUGUGCCGUUAGUGACAGCUUUAGGUACAGGUUUAGUUGAUCCGAUUGCGGGUCGUUUAGUUGAAAGCAGUGACAAGUCAAUUGAUUUGAUUAAAGCGAUGGAUUGUGGACUUUUGCUAGCUGCCGAGCAGCGGCAAGCGGUUAUCGAGAAAUUCAACUUGUGUGAAGAUAAUCUCUCUGGACUUCUGAAAUGGAUAGCACAGGUGGAACAAAAAAUUGCAUCGGUUGGCGGUCCAAAGGAACGAAUCGACGAACUACGCAAUCAAAUCAAUGUUCUCAAACAAAUCAAAGAUGAUAUCGACAGUCAAUCACGACCGGUAUCGUCCUGUUUGGAACAGGUGCGACAACUUGUUUUAACUGGUGGUGAUGUUCUCAGUGCCCCGGAGGUGUCGGCUUUGGAAAGUUCUGGUCGUGAGUUACGAUCUCGUGUUGAUCACGCUCAAGAGCGAACAUCUAAACUGUUGAGACGCUUGGAAUCUGCCCGAGAUGAACUCGGAAAACUUAGAUCGGAAUUGGAAAUAUUCUCAACUUGGUUGCAAACAGCUCGACGAACACUGGAAGACAAAGAAUCGUCUCUGUCAGAUCUGAAUCGUUUAUCGUCCCAAGCUGAAUCAACUCGCGAAUUUGUCAGCGAUGUUAUUGCUCAUCAAGCUGAUCUUCGAUUCAUUUCAAUGUCAGCCCAGAAAUUCGUUGACGAGAGCAAGGAUUACCUGAACAUUCUGAACGACUUCCGAACAUCGCUGCCAGACCGUUUACAUCAUAUCGAACCAUUGGCAAGCUCAGAAAGCCCAAUACGUAAAGAGGUUCAACUGGUGUCCGCCCAAUACAAGGAUCUACUCAACCGAGCAAAUGCCCUAUCCGAUCGUCUUUCUGGUCUUGGUGGUCGCCAACGAGACUAUCAAGAUGCUCUAGACAAAGCACGAAACUGGCUCAACGAAAUUCAACCAAAAGUGUCCAAGACCUUAUCUGAUCCGAUUGCUGCCGAUCCAUUAGCUGUACAAGAACAGAUGGGAGAAGCGAAAGCACUGCACAAUGAAUUCCUUUCACAAGGACGGCUCAUCGAUAACGUUCAACAGUGUCUAUCUACUUUGUUGAAGUCUUUGGCUGGACAGCUGAGCCCAUCGGAAGUGUCAGCUCUUGAAAUUCCGGUUGAACAAGUUCGUGAUAGAUACAAUCAACUGUUGGAAGCUCUAGGUGACCGUUGCAAGUUACUGGAUACCGCUCUGGUUCAAUCUCAAGGUGUUCAAGAUGCAUUAGAUGGCCUGGUCAAUUGGGUGAAUCAAGCUGAAGAUAAGUUCAAAGUCAGCUUCCGGCCAGCUUCUUUGAUUAAGGAGCGUUUGCAAGAUCAAGUACGUGAACACCGUAGCUUAAUGGCCGAUUUGGAGUCACAUCAUGCUAGUAUGGCCAGUGUAACUAAGUCAGCUGGAGAUCUCAUAGCCACUGCAUCGAACGCCCGCAUGGCAAAGAAAAUCGAAGGCAAACUUCAGGACGUUGUUGGUAGAUACGAAAAACUGUUCGAAAAAGCCUCCAAACGCGGUGACUUCUUGGACGAAACAUUGGCUCAAUUGAAUACAUUCAACGAUGACAGUUCGAACGUAGAAAUAGAACUUUCGAAUCUGUACGAAGCCCUAGACAGUCGUGAGCUGACAUCACUUCCAGCCGAAGAAUUGGCCAACCGAAUGUACGAAAUGGCCAGAAUUAAGGAUAGUCUACGGCCAGCAUAUGAAAAUUGCGUACGACUCGGUAAAGAUUUGGUUGCUAAGCGAGAUGUCACAGACACUGGUCCAGUUCGUGAUCGUGUCAAGGCAUUGGAAAAUCAAUGGAAGAAUUUGGACACUUCAUUGGAUGAGAAAGCAAAACUAUCCAAGCAAAAGGCGGAGCAUCUCAGCUCUUACGAGAAACUCAAAGACCAAGUUCUCGGAUGGUUAUCUCGAAUCGAAGCCAAGACAAAUGGUCUCUCUCCAGCGGCUGUUGAUUUAGAUGUCAUCGUGCGUCAAAUUGAAGAGCUGAAACCGAUCGUUAAAGAGCAUCGCGAUUAUGGCCCAACCAUUGACAAAGUAAACGAUUUGGGAGCUCAAUACGAAGCAUUAAUUCGCCCAGACAGUCCCGGAAGAAAACGAUCUACAUACAGCCCAACGAAACGACCUACCACUAGUCCAUUGAGAAGAAUGUCUGGCGAUGAUCGUGCAUCCAGCCCAAGUAAGACUCCGGCUGUAUCACCAUUGUCACCCGGUGGAUCGAGUGGAUUUGGUAGUCGCAGAUCGUCGCAAGAUGGAUUCCAAUUAUCCGAUUUGUCACCAAUUCAACAGCAGCUCACUGAAAUAAACAAUCGUUACAGUUUGGUUGGUGCUCGAUUGAAUGAUCGCUCGAAUGAAUUGGACGGUUUGAAGGACGAAGUGAAGAAACACCAUGAGAGUCUUAAAACUUUGUCGGCAUUCUUGGACAAAAUUCAACGACAAGUGCCGAAAGAAGCCAUCGGAACGAAAGACGAAGCUGAACGGUGCACAAAACAGGCCCGGAAAGUUCUCGAAGAAAUGUACGAACGACAAAGCCUAUUGGAUUCGACCAAAGCUCAAAUCAAGGACUUGUUGAAGAGAAAGCCCGAUGUAACUGGUGCUGAUCGUCUUCGUAACGAAUUGGAAGAAGUUGCAGAUAGAUGGAAAGGACUCAACGAUCUCUGCAAGGACCGUAUAAACUUCUCCGAACAACUACGUGACUUCCUCGACACUCAUGAUAAUCUCAGUACAUGGUUGAGUGCCAAAGAACGCAUGUUGACAGUGUUGGGACCGAUUUCGUCAGAUCCACGCAUGGUACAGAGUCAAGUGCAACAGGUUCAAGUACUACGUGAAGAGUUCAGAGGUCAACAGCCACAAUUAAACCAUUUGCAAGAUGUCGGUCAUGUCGUGAUCGAUUACUUAAACGCUACAUCUCCUGAAGGCAGAGCCGUUGUAACCAAACUUAACAAUGUUCAAACCAAAUGGGACGACUUGGUCGCAAGAUUAGAGGAACGUGCCCAGAGUUUAGGAGCAGCUGCCGAUUCCAGUAAAGAAUUCGAUGCAGGAUUAAAUCGCUUGCGAGAAGCAUUGCAAACAAUUAGCGACAGCCUAGACGCACUACCAACCGAUCGGGAUCAUCAAGAAACGUUAAGAAAAAUCGAAAAUCUUGAUCGCCAGCUCGAAGGUCAACGUCCAUUGUUAGCUGAUGCUGAAGCUGCCGCUGCUGCUUUGUGCAACGUUUUAGGAGAUCCAGCGUCACGAGCCGAUGUGAAUGCUCGAGUUGGUGCUCUUGGCAAACAAUACCAAGCUCUUCAAAAGAAAUUGGACAAUCGUAAAGCAGAGAUGGAAGCAGCCUUACGAGACGGUCGUCAAUUCGGUGAAAGUUGUGCUCGUACCCUUGGCUGGUUGGCUAGUGAAUUGGGUGAAUUAAGCGAACGUUUGUUAAUUUCUGCCCAUAAGCCAGUGCUUCAACAUCAAAUCGACACCCAUGAGCCCAUCUAUCGAGAAGUUAUGGCCCGUGAACACGAAAUCAUCAUGUUGUUGAACAAAGGCAAAGAACUUCAAGGGAAACCAACUUCGACCGAUCGAACUCUUCAAAGAGAUCUGGAAAAGAUAUCCCAACAAUGGGAGAAACUUCGUCGUGAAGCUGUCGAUCGUCAUUCCCGUUUGCAAACAUGUAUGGAACAAUGCAAGAAAUACGGUGCUGCUUCAGAGGUGUUUGUAUCUUGGCUCAGAACAGCUGAAGAUAAACUGGCAAGUUUGAGGCCUGGUGUUCUGAAGAAAUCUCAAUUGGAUCAACAACUGAAAGAGUUGCAAGCAUUCAGAAGUGAGGUGUGGAAACGAUCUGGAGAAUACGACAGUACGAAGAGUCUGGGAGAUGCAUUCUUGUCAUCAUGCGAUAUCGAUAAGGACCCCGUCAAGGCAGAAUUGCAAGAUACCAAGGAACGAUGGGAGAGACUUAAUAAUGAUUUGCUAUCUCGAGCUCAGACAUUAGAGAAUUGCGCGAGACGAUUGGGCGAUUUCAAUGAAGAGCUACGUGAUCUUGAUCAUGCCGUUGGCCGUUGUGAAGAUCGCUUGGGUGCUCAUGAUGCUCUUGGUGGUGCUGCUAGAGAUCCUAAACUAUUGGAACGCGUGAAAACGAUUCGUGAAGACGCUGCUGCCUUGAAAAAACCAUUGCAGAGUCUCCGUAAAUUGGCUUCCGAUAUUGGAUUGGAAACUAGAAACGCUGGUGGUGACGCCGAACAUUUGAAAACUGAAGUUGAAGCUGUUGCCGACCGAAUUGAUGAUUUGCAUAACAAACUCGAUGAUCGUUGCGGUGAACUACAAUCCGCUGCGACAGCCGUCACUCAAUUCAAUGAACAAGUAAAGAAUUUGACGCUCGAUCUAUCCGAAUUGGAACACGUUGUCGAUUCUCUAUCACCGCCUGGACGAGAGGUACGCGUUGUUUUGGGACAAAUCGAUGAAGUGGCAGCCAUUUUAGACAAAAUCGAUCGUAAAGCUGACGAUGUGGCUGAAGUCGAACGUGCCGGUCAAGAUUUGGUGGACUCUGGUUUCUCACCGGACACCAUACAGACACGUGAACAAAUAUCGACACUUCGUAAAACACUGGGUCGUCUUGACAACCGUGCCAAGGAUCACGAUGACGCUUUGCAGAAGACAUUGAAGGCGCUACAGAACUUCUACGAUGAACACACAGGAGUUGUAGAUGAUCUGAAAGAUGUUCGCGAUCAAUUGAGGAAAAUGAAGCCAGUCAGUUCCGAAUUGGAGCAGAUUCGUUUGCAGCAAGACGAUCUCAGGAAAUUCCGCGACCGUACCGUUGAACCAUUGGCCAAACGAAUUGUUGAAGUUAAUCGAUCCGGUCAAGAAUUAGUGCGAUCAGCAUUAGGUGGCGUUUCAACAGCUGUCCUCGAAAAGGAUCUAGAAAAACUAAACGAGCAGUGGAAUGACUUGAAAGAUAAGCUCAAUGAACGCGAACGACGCUUGGACGUUGCACUAUUGCAAUCCGGUAAAUUCCAAGAAGCUUUGGAUGGAUUAUCGAAAUGGCUCAGUGACACGGAAGAAAUGGUCGCCAAUCAGAAACCACCAAGUGCCGAUUACAAAGUUGUCAAGGCUCAGCUCCAGGAACAGAAAUUCCUCAAAAAAUUGCUUUUGGACAGACAAAACUCGAUGUCCUCGCUAUUCGCGCUCGGCCAAGAAGUUGCUGGUAAUUGCGAACCAGCUGAGAAGGCAGCUAUUGAACGACAAUUGAAGGAGUUGAUGGGACGUUUCGAUGCUUUGACUGACACUGCACAAAAACGCACACUAGACCUAGAACAGGCCAUGGAAGUUGCCAAGAAAUUCCAAGACAAAUUGGUACCGCUUUCCAAUUGGUUGGAUGGUGCUGAACGUUCCGUUAAAAAUAUGGAAUUGGUGCCAACAGACGAAGAGAAAAUCCAACAACGAAUUCGUGAGCACGACGCCCUACACAAUGAAAUUUUGGACAAAAAACCAGAUUUCUCCGAACUUACCGACAUUGCGGGUCAAUUAAUGGAAUUGGUUGGUGAAGAUGAAGCGGUUGGCUUAGGUGAAAAAGUCAGAGGCAUCACAGACCGCUAUACCAACUUGGUUGAUGCUAGUGACAAUGUAGGCCAAUUAUUAGCCGAAUCGCGCCAAGGAUUACGUCAUUUGGUGUUGACUUAUCAGGAAUUAGUUGCUUGGAUGGAAAGUAUGGAGCAACGUUUAGCUAGAUAUCGUGUUGUCCCCGUUCACACCGAUAAACUGUUAGAGCAGAUGGACAUUUUGGUUGACCUGAACGAAGAUAUUGCAAGUCGAGCACCGAAUGUCGAUUCAACUGUCGAAACCGGUUCUGAGCUCAUGAAACAUAUAACUGCCGACGAAGCCAUUCAACUCAAAGACAAAUUGGAUUCGAUACAACGACGUUACGGGGAACUGGCCACUAAAGGUGGUGACCUACUGAAAAACACUCAAGACGCGUUGCCGAUUGUUCAAAAGUUCCACAAUGCUCACAACCGUUUGGUGGAAUGGAUGCAAGCUGCCGAAGGUGCCCUUGCAUCGGGAGAGCCUCGUGAAAGCGACAUUUUACGUUUAGAAGGUGAAUUAUCAGAGAUGAGGCCAGUUCUGGAAUGUGUCAAUCAAGUCGGACCACAAUUGUGUCAAGUUUCACCGGGAGAAGGUGCAUCCACCAUUGAAAGUCUGGUCAGUCGAGACAAUCGCCGUUUCGAUGCGAUUGUUGAACAAAUCCAACGCAAAGCUGAACGAUUACAUCUCAGUAAGCUACGAUCGAAGGAAGUUACCGGCGAUUUGGACGAAUUGCUCGAAUGGUUCCGUGAUAUGGACGCCAGUCUACGGGAUGCAGAUCCACCAGCUAUCGAACCGAGAUUGGUUCGAGCACAAUUGCAAGAACAUCGAUCAAUCAAUGAUGAUAUUUCUAGUCAAAAGGGACGAGUACGUGAUGUAACAGCUGCUGCCAAGAAAGUUUUACGAGAAUCUCAACCGAAUGAUAAUACUGCAGCUCUAAGAGAAAAGUUAGAAGAUCUGAAGGAAGUGGUAGAUACUGUCGCACAACUCUGUUCCGACCGUUUGUCAAUAUUGGAACAAGCUUUACCACUAUCCGAACACUUUGCUGAUUCACAUAGCACCAUCUCUUCCUGGUUGGACGACAUGGAACAUCAAAUUUCACUGUUGAGUAUGCCAGCGUUACGUGCCGAUCAAAUUGCCAUUCAACAAGACAAGAAUGAGAGGUUGGUACAGUCGAUUGGUGAACAUAAACCACUUUUGGAUAAACUCAACAAAACCGGAGAAGCUUUGGCAAAUUUGGUUGCCGACGAAGAUGCAGCCAAAAUUAACGAUAUAUUGGACAGUGACAAUGCUCGCUAUGCUGCCUUGCGAACCGAAUUGCGUGAACGUCAACAGGCGCUUGACCAAGCUCUUCAGGAGUCAAGUCAAUUCUCCGAUAAAUUGGAGGGUAUGCUUCGUGCACUAGCGAAUACAGCUGACCAAGUCAAUCAAGCCGACCCGAUUUCCGUACAUCCACCGAAGAUUCGUGAUCAAAUUGAAGACAACAAUGCGCUGAUCGACGAUCUGGAUAAACGAAGCGAAGCAUUCAAUGCUGUUAAACGUGCUGCCAGUGAUGUCAUCGCCAAGGCCGGUAAUACCUCAGAUCCAGCUGUGAAGGAUAUCAAGAAGAAGCUGGAAAAACUGAACAAUCUCUGGAACGAUCUACAAAAGGCUACAUCCAAACGUGGUGGAUCACUAGAAGAUGCCCUUGCUGCUGCCGAGAAAUUCUGGAAACAAUUGCAAGCGGUCAUGGACACAUUGAACGAUUUGGAAGAAUCGCUUACGUCCCAAGAACCUCCGGCUGCUCAACCCCAAGAAAUCAAGAAGCAACAGGUAGCACUCCAAGAGAUUCGCCAUGAAAUCGAUCAAACGAAACCGGAAGUGGAAGAAGUCCGCCGAACCGGUACCAAUUUGAUGUCAUUGUGCGGCGAACCCGACAAACCCGAAGUGAAGAAACACAUCGAAGAUUUGGACCAUGCCUGGGACAACAUUACGGCUUUGUAUGCAAAGAGAGAAGAGAAUUUGAUCGACGCCAUGGAGAAGGCAAUGGAAUUCCACGAGACAUUACAGAAUUUGUUGGCGUUCCUGGCCAAGGCCGAAGACCGAUUCGUUCAUUUGGGUCCGAUUGGUUCGGAUAUUGAAGCGGUUAAGAAGCAAAUCGAGCAAUUGAAGCGAUUCAAGGAUGAUGUCGAUCCACAUAUGGUGGAAGUCGAAGCUCUAAAUCGAGCAUUGGACAGACAAGCCGUCGACCUCACCGAAAGAACUUCGCCCGAACAAGCCGCUGCUAUUCGAGAACCAUUACACUCAGUCAACAGACGAUGGGAAAAUCUACUCAAAGGAAUGGUCGAACGCCAGAAACAAUUGGAACACGCCCUGCUUCAUCUUGGUCAGUUCCAACAUGCGCUUAACGAAUUAUUGGUUUGGAUUAACAAAACUGAUGGAACAUUGGAUCAACUUAAACCUAUUCCUGGUGAUCCACAAUUGAAUGAAAUCGAGUUGGCCAAGCUGAAAGUACUCGCCAACGAUAUCCAAGCACAUCAAAGUUCCGUAGACACAUUGAACGAUGCCGGACGGCAACUCAUCGAAUCGGACCGAGGAUCAUUGGAGGCAUCUACCACGCAAGAAAAAUUGAAGAAACUGAACAGUCAGUGGAAAGACCUACUGCAGAAGGCUGCCGAUCGUCAACACGAACUCGAGGAAGCUCUUCGAGAUGCACAAGCCUUCAUUGCUGAAGUACAGGACAUUCUCGGCUGGUUGGGUGAUGUGGACGGUGUGAUUGGUGCUGGUAAACCAGUUGGUGGAUUGCCAGAAACUGCAUCGGAACAAUUGGAACGAUUCAUGGAGAUCUUUAACGAACUUGAAGACAACAGACCGAAGGUUGAAACUCUUCAAGCGCAAGGUCAAGAAUACAUCAAGAAACAGGCACAAAUGAAGGCAUCGUCAAGCAAUCUUCAGCACACCUUGCGAACGUUGAAACAACGUUGGGACGCUGUACUAUCUCGAGCAUCGGAUAAGAAGAUUAAACUCGAAAUUGCUUUGAAAGAAGCAAAUGAGUUCCACGAUGCUCUACAGGCAUUCGUCGAAUGGUUGACAAAUGCUGAGAAACAGUUGGCCAGUGCGUCGUCCGUAUCUCGUGUUCUGGAAAUAAUUCAAACUCAAAUCGAAGAACAUAAAAUCUUGCAGAAAGAUGUGUCCAUCCAUCGUGAAGCUAUGCUGCUGUUGGAUAAGAAGGGAACGCAUCUGAAAUACUUCAGUCAAAAGCAAGAUGUGAUUUUGAUCAAGAAUUUAUUAGUGUCCGUGCAACAUCGUUGGGAGCGUGUAGUGGCUAAGGCUGCUGAACGAACACGAGCUCUCGAUCAUGGUUACAAGGAGGCCCGUGAAUUCCACGAAAGCUGGCAUGGAUUGCUGUCGUGGUUACAAGAUACUGAAACUACCUUAGACAAUUUGGCUGAAGAAGCCGCAUCGAGCAACGAUGCCAUUAAAAUUAAGAAACAUUUGGAUCGACUAAAGGAAACCCAGCGAAAUCUGUCAUCGAAACAAGGACAAUUCGAUACAACGAUGAGAAGUGGAAAGAGUUUGAUCGACAGAGCACCAAAGUCAGAUGAACCAAUUCUGAUGAGAAUGUUGAACGAACUCAAAGAAACAUGGACAAGAGUUUGUACAAAGAGUGUCGAUCGUCAACGUAAACUCGAAGAAGCUCUGUUGUUGUCUGGUCAAUUCUCUGAUGCUCUUCAAGCAUUGUUGGAAUGGCUACGUAAGACCAAGAAUCGCCUGUCCGAAGAAGGUCCUGUUCAUGGCGAUUUGGAAACUGUAACGCAAUUGGUGGACCAACACAAAAACCUGGAAUCAGAUCUGCAAAAACGUGCCAAUCAAAUGGAAAGUGUAUUGAAGACUGGCAAAGAAUUGGAGCGUAGUGGAGACGCCAAAGAUCUGUCGAAAUCGUUAACGGAAGUACAACGACUCUGGAGCGACGUAACCGAUUUAAGCGAACGUCGCGGUCGUCGACUACAGGAUGCUCUACGAGAAGCCGAACGAUUGCACAAGCAAGUGCACAUGUUGCUGGAAUGGUUAUCAGAAGCUGAACAACAAUUGCGAUUUGCUGCUUCGAUGCCCGAUGAUGAAUCUCAUGCCAGAGAAUUGCUGGAACUGCAUACCAAAUUCUUGCGGGAACUACGAGAGAAGGAAAGAGACAAGGAUGACACUCUACGCUUGGCGAACAGCAUUUUGGGUAAAGCGUACCCAGAUGCCAUUCCAAUCAUCAAGAACUGGAUUACAAUCAUUCAAUCGCGAUGGGACGAAGUUUCACAAUGGGCAUUGAGCCGAGAAGCUAAAUUACGGUCGCACAUGCAGUCCUUGAAAGAUUUGGAUGAAUCGAUCGAGGAAUUAUUGGCAUGGUUAUCCGGAUUGGAAGCUACCUUGCUCAGUCUGGAAAGCGAACCGUUGCCGGAAGAAAUUCCGAUUGUGGAGCAGCUAAUUGUCGAUCACAAAGAGUUCAUGGAAAAUACGGCUCGCCGUCAAUCCGAAAUCGAUAGAGCUUGCAAACCGAAACAACCACCAGCUGGCAGCAAAGAGGCAAGGAAGCAGUCACAGUCGAGACAAGGCAAAACACCUGUCCGAGGUUCAAGUCAAGAUUUACGUGAACACUCUCCCGACUAUGGUCGUAAGCAAAGCUUCAAAGGAUCGCGUGAUCAUGGACUUAAUUCAAGACGCACAAGUCGCAUCAGCCCAUCAAGAGAUACACCGGACCGAGAGAAAUUACCGCAUUAUGGACCAAGAUUUUCACCAGCAAACACCUCCGUUGAUGUUGAAUUCCGUUCAUCCCGUGCCCGUAUUCUCUGGGACAAAUGGCGUUACGUUUGGAUGUUGGCGUGGGAACGUCAGCGUCGCUUACACGAUCAUCUGCUGUACUUAAAGGAUGUUGAACGUGUUCGACAAUUCAGCUGGGAUGACUGGAGAAAGAGGUUCCUCAAAUUCAUGAACCACAAAAAAUCCCGUUUGACGGAUCUGUUCCGUAAAAUGGACAAAGACAACAAUGGCCUGAUACCACGUGACAUAUUCAUCGAUGGCAUAAUCAACACCAAAUUCGAUACGUCCCGAAUGGAAAUGGGUGCUGUUGCCGAUUUGUUCGAUCGCAACGGCGAAGGACUCAUCGACUGGCAGGAAUUCAUCGCAGCUUUGCGACCCGAUUGGCAAGACCGUAAACCGGCUACCGACGCUGAUAAGAUACACGACGAAGUGAAGCGUCUCGUUAUGCUUUGCACAUGUCGCCAGAAAUUCCGUGUAUUCCAAGUCGGUGAAGGGAAAUAUAGGUUUGGAGAUUCUCAAAAAUUACGCUUAGUCCGUAUCCUGCGAAGUACUGUGAUGGUUCGUGUCGGUGGCGGUUGGGUUGCAUUGGACGAAUUCUUGGUCAAGAACGAUCCAUGUCGAGCCGACGAGCAUUUGGCGGAAUUAAUGCCAAUAUUUGAAAGACUGCGUGCCCAAGAACAGAUACCGUGUGCGUAUCCAUUACAUAUGGGUGCUGGCGGAACGGCAUUUAUUCGAGGUGGUUCUCGAUCAAUGCCAUUAAGUCCGCACGCACCGCAUUGUCAUCCGUCAACACAUUGGGUUCGAGAGCGAUCUGUUCGAUCGGUUGCAAUGUCUCGACCAUCUCGAUCAUCGCUAUCAGCAUCCACACCCGAUUCAUUGAGUGACAAUGAAAGCAGUCUAGGUGCCGGGGGAAGAUACACACCUAGAAAGCCAUCGUAUACACCAAAUAGAACCGGACUCACGCCGGGAGGAUCCCGAAACGGAUCGAAACCAAAUUCACGACCUGCAAGCAGACAGGGUUCGAAACCACCAUCACAUCAUGGUUCGAAUAUGUCAUUAGACAGCACAGACGACACCACACCAUCUCGAAUUCCACAACGACGAUUAGGAAGUACAUCAUCGACAACGACAACGCCGCGUCCAUCGCGUCUAUCUGUUGGUUCGACCAUAACGAGAGUUAAUGGAAAUGCAGGAAUAUCCGCUUUUGGUAGCACAAUUUCACGACCAAGAACACCAUCCGGAUCUGCUAGUCCUGCACCAACAAGGAGUAGUAACGGUGGCAUGAGCCGAUCAUCUAGCAUACCAACGCUUGUGCCGGGGGCGGUACAAAACAGCCGAUCAAGGAUACCUGUAAGACAGCCUUCAACGGAAAAAUCGUAUCCGUCAUCUUUGCAGUCACAAAGCUCAGUAACAUCUAGUUGCUCGUCGACUGGACGUAAUUUAAGUGGACAAUCGACUCCCUCCGGAAUGCAAACGCCACGUAAAACAUCAAUGGAACCACCGCCAGUUCCGCCAGGCCGUAAAAGCCGUGGCAGUACGCCAAACAGUCAGAGGGAACCAUUUAGACUUUAAGUUCAUUUAAGAUGCAAGCUAAUAAUCGAAAAAGUGUUUUGUUUUGAUUUAUGAGGAGAAUUUUUUUUUUUUCGUUUUACUUUCCAAUUAUUUUUGUUUCGUAUCGAUUUGAUACUCAAAUUACUAAUCCCAUGUACCCGUACCCCUGUAUGUUUAAUUGAUGGGACCAUUUAUAAUUUUUUUUUCGUUAAAUUUCAAGAAACUAACUCUAAUCCAAAUACCAGUUAAUUUAUGUGAAUAGAAGUAUGUGUAACGGAAAAGGGGUACGUAAUUAGCGAACGUUUUUACUGAAUUUGUAUCGUUUUUCUUAUGUGAGUGAAAAUUGGAUAUUCGCCAGUAUCGGUUUUCUCGCUAUUUAAGACUACAUAAAACGUGCAGAUUUAAGUAAGGAGUUGUGUUCAGUGCAUAGAUGAUAUAACGAGGAGAAAGAAGAACAUUGUAUUAACCGAAAUUAUAAUUACACUUACACUAAACUUACACCUUAAACAAAUCGUAAAUUAGAGCAAAAAAAACUUGUUAAAAAAGCGAGAGAAAGUUUAGGAAAAAGUUGAAGAAAAUUCCAUUAGAAAAUAAUUUUUAUUUUACAAAAGAUUGUAAUUCCAGUUGUUUUUUCCAAAA